Messenger RNA from Cokeromyces recurvatus, 2499 nucleotides. Its product is annotated as glycoside hydrolase superfamily. Bases 32 to 2377 code for a protein of 781 amino acids. NCBI's taxonomy places the organism in Eukaryota, Fungi, Mucoromycota, Mucoromycetes, Mucorales, Mucoraceae. The transcript has 3 exons. Gene Ontology annotation, biological process: ergosteryl 3-beta-D-glucoside catabolic process. Gene Ontology annotation, molecular function: steryl-beta-glucosidase activity. The record is from RefSeq and is a predicted model, not a curated record.
CUAUAUACAUAUACACAUAUAUAUACAAUACAUGGAGUUAGAUGGACGGUGGUUUAUUGAUCAAGAAACAAAAUGUACAGUUUUAUUCAAAGGGAUUAAUUUAAGUGGAGGUACCAAACUACCAGUCAACAUUCCUUCCAAUGAACGUAAUGGCUAUUGGGUUGAUUAUGAUCGUAAAGUCAGUUUUAUUGGAAGACCCUUUCCGUUAGAUGAAGCCGAUGAACAUUUGCAAAGAUUAGUUAAUUAUGGAUUCAACUUGCUUCGAUUUGUAAUUACCUGGGAAGCUGUGGAACAUGAAGGACCUGGUAUUUAUGAUCAAGACUAUUUAACAUAUGUAAUCGAUUUAUUAAAGAAAUGUGGACAAUAUGGAUUUAAAGUAUUUAUUGACCCUCAUCAAGAUUGUUGGUCUCGUCAUUGUGGUGGCUCAGGGCAUCCUGGCUGGACUUUAUCACUAGUCGGGUUUGAUCCACUUCAUUUCCCACAAACAAAUGCAGCUAUCGUUCAUAAUUUAUAUCCAGAGCCUCAAAAAUUACCUAAAAUGAUAUGGAACACAAACUAUCAAAGGUUAGCUGCUUUAACGAUGUUUACCCUCUUUUUUGCAGGCAAGAUAUAUGCACCUAAAUGUAUUGUAAACGGAAUUCAUGUUCAAGAUUAUCUGCAACAGCAUUAUUUUCGAUGCUUUCAAGAGGUUGCAAGAAGGAUUCAUGAGAAUGGGCUAGAAAAUACAGUGGUGAUUGGCUAUGAUACAAUGAAUGAGCCUGGGAAAGGAUAUUUGUCGAUGUUUAAGCUUGAUGAACUAAAUAAGGAAGAUACAAGUUUCAAAAUGGGAUUGAUGCCAACUCCCUUUCAAGGUAUGUUACUAGGUUCCGGUAUAGCGACUAAAGUAGAGAAUUGGGAAUUUAAAUGGAAUGGGCCAAAGAAGGUGGGUGAGGAAGUUGUUGAUCCUGGUCAUCAUACCACAGCAUGGCUUACAGAAGAUGAAUUAAAGCAAGUGAAUGAAACAUUCGGUUGGGAAAGGGGGCCCGAAUGGCGGGCAGGAUGUAUUUGGGAUACACAUGGUAUUUGGGAUAAAUCUAGUAAACAAUUAUUACAACCAGAGUAUUUUGCUACCAACCCACAAACUGGGAAUACAACACAUUAUAUUGAUUAUUGGCUAGAGUACCUUCAGGAUUAUACGAAAGCUAUUCGUGAAAUUCAUUCAGAUGCUAUUAUAUUUGUUCAAUCACCUGUCUUGGAGGAACCACCCAAGAUACCAUCUACAUUAAAAAGAAUUGCUUAUGCUCCUCACUGGUAUGAUGGACUCACACUUGUUAAGAAGAAAUGGAGUAAUUAUAACGUAGAUGUGAUUAACUUGAAUCGAGGUAAAUAUGGUACUGGACCACUUCGAUUUAUACGUGCACUUCGAAUAGGAGAAAAGGCAAUUCGACAAUGCUUUGUUGAUCAAUUAAAAACGAUUCAAACAGAAGGUUUAGAGAACAUGGGUGAAUAUCCUUGUGUACUUGGAGAAAUAGGUAUACCUUAUGAUAUGGAAACAGGUGUUUCAGCAGCCAUAGCAUCAGCAGCAGCAGCUACUACUACUACUACUACUUCAGAUUUUAUAUAUUCUUGGUGGACAUGGAUUUUAUCAUUUUUUAGUGAAAACAAUGAUACAAAGGAAAGAAGUUUAUCAUUUAUAGGAAAUCCAAAGUCAUCACAAAAUAAAGCUAUGGAUGCAAAUAUAAAUGCUCUUGAAAAAAACUUGUUAAAUUAUACGAUUUGGCAUUAUGUAGCUGAUAAUAGUCCAGAAUGGGGUGAUAAUUGGAAUGGAGAAGAUAUUAGUAUAUGGCAAUGUUCUCCAGAGAAAGGACCAUCUUCCUAUACAACUAAAGACUGCACAACACAUACUUUAUCUUCAUCUGUAACCAUCACUGACUCCCCAGAUUCAGAUAUAAUAAAAACGAAAUCAAACAAUAUAGAUGACUAUCUGGAUACAAUGACGAAUUCAACUCUCGAUUCUUUCUCUGGACUUUUACAACAACAACAAAGUGAGCAAAUAAAUAAUCGUGAUUUAGUUUGUUUGCAUAGACCCCACGCUAAAUUGACGUCAGGGACUCCCUUAAAAAUUGAUUUUAUAUCACCUACAGAAAAUCAACGGGCUGUAUUUAAUUAUACAUUUCACUAUAAAAGCAGUUAUGCUAAAGUACCUACUGUAAUUCAUGUACCCAUACGUUUCUUUCCUUUACCGCCUGAUAAGACUAAAGUGAAAGUAAGUAAUGGAUACUGGAAGAUACAAGCUACUUUUGAUCAUUAUUGGAUACUUUAUUGGAUAAUUGAAGAUGAAGUAAACAUUGAAAAGGCCGAUCUAUUAUUGGAGGGGAUAACAACUGCUGCAGCCUAACUUUAUUUCACAUGAUUCAAUCUAAACUCAAACAACCAAUAAAAUCGCUAGAUUUAAGAAUGAGAACAGAAAUUAAAAAAAAGAAAAAAUUAUUUUUAUUUCCUUUUUUUCCUUUUUCUUCU